Messenger RNA from Acanthosepion pharaonis, 822 nucleotides. NCBI's taxonomy places the organism in Eukaryota, Metazoa, Mollusca, Cephalopoda, Sepiida, Sepiidae. The record is from the annotation of a GenBank genome assembly.
AUGGAAUACCUCAUUCUCCAUCUCUCCUUUGUUUUCUCCUCAUACUCUUUCGUUUCAACAAAUUCUAAUAAUCUUUUCUCUCUAUCUCCCCUCUCUCUUUCCUCUCUCCCUUUCUUUCUGAAAUCUAAAUUAAAAAAAAAUAUUCUCUCCUUUCUCUCUCUCUGUUUUUUCCCCUUUCUUCUCUCUUUUGAACUUUCCCUGCUCUCUCUUUUCUCUAUAUAUAUCUCUCCCUCUCUCUUUCUCCCUUUCCUUCUCUUCCCUAACCCUAACCCACCUCAUUCUCAGUGUUCUUUCUCUCUGUUUUCUCCUCUCUCUCUCCGUCUCUCUCCCCUAAAAAUUUUUCUUUUUUCCCUUUUUCUUUCUCUUCUCUCUCUAUCAGGUAAAUCUCAUGCUCUACCUUCUCCCUCACUCCGUCUCUCUCUUUCUUCCUUCCUCCCUCUGGUAUUUGUACUAGUUCGCUCUUUGCCUUUCUCUGACUCUCUCUCUCUCUCUCUCUCUCUCUCUCGUUUACAGAUUCUCUUUUCUCGGGAAAUUUUCUUUCUCUUCUCUCUCUAUCUCUUCCUAUCUCAUGCUCUACCUUCUCCCUCAAUCCGUCUCUCUCUCUUCUUCCUUCCCUCCCUCUCUGGUAUUGAAGUAUCACUAGUUCGCUUUCUUUGCCUCUCUCUCUCUCUCUCUCUCUCUCUCCGUCUAUCUCCCCUCUCUCUUUUCUCUUUUCCCUUUCUUUCUCUUCUCUCUCUAUCAAAGGAGAAAGAUAUUACACUACCUUCUCCCUCAAUCCGGAAUCUCAAAAAAAAUAGCAAAGCUGGAUCUCUGGUCAAUUGA